AGUGAAGUAGUGCUUAGAUCAAUAAAUGGGUAGAUAACAGAAGUCUCCCAUCCCAUACACCCCAUGCCUCCAGUUCCAGACAAACCCAAUUUGAAUACACACACAUUGGGGAGGCUCCCCUCCCAAUAUUUUUUAUAAAUAAUUUUGACAAAAAAUCUCAUUUAAGUUAAUCUAACGGAUUAGAUGAUUUAAUUACAAUCCUUUGAAACCACCCCUCAACCCAUUCCCCCAAAUCCAUGUUUCCAUAUUUAAAACAUUCUAAGGAUUUUAAUUCAAUCAAAUCGUUAGAUUAAUGUGUAGACAAGAGAUAGAUCUUUUCCUGAGAUUUCCUUUUACAGUUAGCAGCUACAAGAGUUAAAGCCUCCUGAAAACUUAACUGUCCCCACACAGAAAUGCCCAUAAAACUUCGUCUUUUUCCGGAUUCUAUUCUAUCAAAUCUCUUCUAUAUAUAUCUCUCUGUGCAAUACAUUUACACACAGCAAGGGAAAUGAAGAUCCAAUGUGAUGUUUGUGGGAAAGAAGAAGCUUACAUUUUCUGCACAGCAGAUGAAGCUGCACUUUGCCAAGCCUGUGACUGUAGAGUCCAUCGUGCCAAUAAACUUGCUAGCAAACACCCCCGUUUCUCUCUUCUUCAUCCUUCCUCGAUUGAUUCGCCUCGCUGUGACAUUUGCCGGGAGAGAAGGGCAUUACUUUUUUGUCAAGAAGAUAGAGCACUACUGUGCAGAGAAUGUGACAUUCCAAUACACAAAGCCAAUGAAUAUACCAAAAACCACAAUAGAUUUCUUCUCACUGGAAUUAAGCUUUCAGCUUUUGCAGCUUCUUAUCAGGCUUCCACAUCCUUCAGUAUUACUGGAUCUAAUAAUGCCAAUAAAAAUUUUCAAACAGAUUCUGAUGUAAACACGUCAGAGUCAACGUCAACUACACUUCGCAGAGUUCAUAAUAACGGGUCGGAUCGAUCUGGAAGCCAAGAGGGUUCGGUGUCAAUGAGUAGCAUAUCGGAGUAUUUAAUCGAGACUUUACCUGGUUGGCAUGUUGAAGAAUUGCUGGAUCCUUUUUCUUCUCAUGUUUUCUGUAAGAUUAAUGAUCAGAUCAUUUCACCAUCUACAAAUGAUGAUGAGGUUGAAAGCGAUUUUGAUCCUAUUUUCAUCUAAUGACAAAACCCAGUGGUCACACCAAACACUAGCUUCUUAUCAAAAUCUCGAGCUCCUCUUAUGGAUGUGGCAGGAGAUUGUCUUGACUCUGAAGUUGUUUUUACAGUACCAAAGAUCACCCCUAAAACUGAUGAAAGACAGUAUUGGUAAAAAUAACCAUGAGCCGGUACCUCUAUAAUAUAUUCAACUUUUCAGGUAUUUUUUUCCUCCUAUAAAGGUCCAUAGGGAAAAAAAUUACCUUGUGUCAGCACUUGCAGUGAAUUUGAUCGCGUUUAACUUCGUUACUCUUUCUUUGUUCUUUGUUAAUUUGAAUUGUACGUACAAACUAAUUGUUGUUUAGUUUCUUUAAAUACUGUCCUUUUCAA
Molecule: messenger RNA, 1515 nt
Organism: Olea europaea var. sylvestris
Lineage: Eukaryota; Viridiplantae; Streptophyta; Magnoliopsida; Lamiales; Oleaceae
Product: B-box zinc finger protein 20-like
Exons: 3
Coding region: 488-1150 (220 amino acids)
Biological process (GO): regulation of DNA-templated transcription; photomorphogenesis
Cellular component (GO): nucleus
Molecular function (GO): zinc ion binding
Source: RefSeq, a predicted model, not a curated record